Symbiodinium sp. CCMP2456 is the source of this 1140-nucleotide messenger RNA. NCBI's taxonomy places the organism in Eukaryota, Dinophyceae, Suessiales, Symbiodiniaceae. The record is from the annotation of a GenBank genome assembly.
AUGGAAGUCUCUGCAAGCAGGGACUUGUCCAGAGAUGCGCAGACAGAUCUGGCAGCGGAUCUCGACCUCCCCCGAGUGAAGUCAUGGACAAAGGGACUCCUUGCCCAUCUCAUCAUAGUCCCUGCUUGGGUCUUGCCCCCAGGGCUGCUGCUUGGCUCCCUGCUCAUCGCUGGCGCUCCGUUCGGAGUUGCAGGCCUCCUUGCCAACUUGGGAGUCGCUGCAGUGCUCCUGGCUGGACCGAAGUCCGCGCGACCCGCUCUGUGCGUCUUCGUCCUGUGCAUGGCCUACCGAUCCGGUGACAGAAUCGCAAUGGCUGCUGCGAUCUUUGCCUCGUUCCUGACUUGGCUAGUCACACGAUCAGGAAAAAUUGCUAGAAGGCCCUGGCUCUUCAAUUAUGUCAGCACCUGGGCGAAGGACUUCUAUGCUGAGACGGCCCUCCGGGGUGCCUUGGACGACAUCCGGCCUACCAAGAGCUUCUUCGGCUUCCACCCACACGGCUGCCUCUCAGCGGGGUUCACCAUCAAUGGCACCUUCAACCCGGACUUCAUGAAAGCUGCCACUCGUGUGGCCUGGCUCUGUGACAACACCCUCAGGCACAAGAACCCUGGGUUCCGGCUCAUGGCUGAGGCGUACGAAGCCGAGGACAAAGCCAUCGAAGCUUGCGAUGCUCAAGGUUUCAACCUCCAGAUGUCGAAUGGUGUGAAUGUUUCAUUUAUUCCUGGUGGCUUUUUGGACGCAGUGGCCUUUGAGUACGGCAAGGAUGUCUGUGUCCUUCGCAACCGGAAGGGCUUCAUUAAGUACUGCCUCCGGUAUGGAUAUCGUGCUCAUCCUGUCUACACUUUUGGAGAGUGUGAGACGUAUUACACAUUCCGAGGCAUGAAGAAAAUGCGCAUGAAUAUUGCGAAAAAUAAUGUGCCGGCCGUGGCAUUCUUCGGCUGGUCUCUUCUGCCAUUUUUGCCCCGGCCGCAGUCUAGGCUGCUUACUUACGUGGGAAAAGGAAUCGACAUGCCGCAGAUCCCAGAACCCUCGAACGAGGACGUGGACCACUGGCAUAAGGUGUACAUGGAAGGCUUGCAGAAGCUCUUCGACGAGAACAAGGCAGACGCUGGCUAUCCUGACAGGCAACUGAAGAUUUUGUAA